ACGAUGAAGUAUGAUAAAAUAAAAAAAACCCGUAAUCUUCGAGUUUAGUUAAAGGACGACGUUUUGGAGAAAGAAUGUUAGCAAGAGUCAUCGUCUUCACCACCAUUCUUAUUGGGACAUGGACAGGCGUAAGGUGUAACCCUGGCCGCCCGGAUAUUCAAGACUCCCACAAUGCAUCACGCAUCUUUAGUAUAGCGGAAGCGAACAGAAACACAACAGCAGACGGCUACCUUUCUCUUGAAGAGAUGGGGGAUAUCUUUCACAACUUUGACAUUAACGGUGACCAGUGUAUAGAUAAGACUGAAUUCAAGACCCAUUGGGACGAUCUGAACCUUGGAGACGAUGACGCUGCGGACAGGUUGUUUCUACAUGCCGACACUGACAGAGAUGGUUGCAUCCAGAGAGAUCCGGAUUAUUCCAGACUCUUCUAUUACUUCGAUAGGGAUGAUGACGGAAGGAUAUCAGAAGAGGAAUUCAAGCGUGUUUGGUUCGCCAUGUCGGCAUGAUUUGUAACGCAUUAAACUGAUGUAAAAUGAUUACGACAAUAAAUAUGUAUGAACU
Molecule: messenger RNA, 561 nt
Organism: Ruditapes philippinarum (Manila clam)
Lineage: Eukaryota; Metazoa; Mollusca; Bivalvia; Venerida; Veneridae
Exons: 5
Coding region: 75-506 (143 amino acids)
Molecular function (GO): calcium ion binding
Source: RefSeq, a predicted model, not a curated record